Messenger RNA from Diachasma alloeum, 1260 nucleotides. RefSeq lists its product as uncharacterized. NCBI's taxonomy places the organism in Eukaryota, Metazoa, Arthropoda, Insecta, Hymenoptera, Braconidae. Gene Ontology annotation, biological process: sensory perception of smell; detection of chemical stimulus involved in sensory perception of smell. Gene Ontology annotation, molecular function: odorant binding; olfactory receptor activity. Gene Ontology annotation, cellular component: plasma membrane. The coding region runs from base 1 to 1239 and encodes 412 amino acids. The transcript is spliced from 5 exons. The record is from RefSeq and is a predicted model, not a curated record.
AUGAGAAACGAAUCAGCAGUACUGGGUUCUGUUCCCCCCGAGACCAGCAGAUCAGAGCGCGACACAAAGUACGGUACAAACAUGGGCCGAUGGUUCUUGAUGACGAUCGGCGUUUGGCCGCUGCCGGCAGACAGCCACAUAAUGAAGAAAAUACUCUGCGAGACAUGGGUUGUCAUGUGUCACGUUCUGAUAAUAUUCAUUCUCGUCCCCGCGUUUCUCAAUACAGUACUGGUGCAGAAGGACCCACGCAAGCAGAUAAGGAUGAUUGGACCGAUGAUAUUUUGCCUGACUGCCCUGACGAAGUACAAUUUUCUGGUGGGACACAGACCGGGCAUCAGCGCCUGCGUGGAGCACAUGAACGCCGAUUUCAGGAGAGCCAAGUGCGAGGACGACAGGACGAUCGUCCUGAAUUACGCGAAAACGGGGAGACACAUCGCCACUGUAUCGACGACUCUGAUGUACGCAGCUGGCUUCUUCUACCGGACUAUUCUGCCCCUCACGCGACCCACCAUCGUCACCCCGAAUAAUCUGACGGUUCGACCGCUGACAGCGCCCAUCUACGAUCCUCUCUUCAGCGCUUACACGUACAGAUCUUGGACGAUUGUGUUCAUCGGCCAGUGGUUCAGCGGAUAUGUCAUGUACACGACUGCCGUGGGCGCCUGCAACUUGGCGAUUGUCUUUGUUCUUCAUGCUUGUGGACAACUGAAACUCGUCAUGGCGAGGCUGGAGAGCUGCGUCGAGGGGAACAAACAUGUUCCCGCUGGGGUUGAGGACAGGGUCGCGGAGAUUGUGGAGCUCCACGUCAGAUCGCUGUGCUUUGCCUUUCGCGUGGAAAGUAUUCUGAAUAAAGUGUGCUUUGCUGAAGUCGGCGGAUGCACACUUGUCAUAUGUUUCCUCGGAUACUAUCUCAUAACGGAUGUCAAUUCUCAUGAAACAGCAAUAUCUCUACUCACGUAUUAUGUACUCAUCAUAUCGUUUACCUUCAAUAUCUUCAUAUAUUGUUAUAUUGGAGAAAUGCUGACGCAACAGGGUAUGAAGGUCGGCACUGUCGCUUAUUUAAUCGACUGGCAUAAGCUGCCGGUGUCAAGUGCUAAAGGUAUUAUGCUCAUAAUAUCGAUGUCUGGAUAUCCCACGAGUAUCACAGCCGGAAGAAUGAUGCAACUUUCGUACAACAGUUUUUUGAGUAUAAUGAAAACUUCGGUGGCGUACCUAAACGUGCUUCGAGAGAUGACGGAUUAACUCGUCAGUUCGUCCCUCGCG